This is a messenger RNA of Anopheles funestus (African malaria mosquito), 2672 nucleotides long. Its product is annotated as sphingomyelin phosphodiesterase-like. The record is from RefSeq and is a predicted model, not a curated record. Bases 415 to 2586 code for a protein of 723 amino acids. Gene Ontology annotation, biological process: sphingomyelin catabolic process; ceramide biosynthetic process. The transcript has 3 exons. Gene Ontology annotation, molecular function: acid sphingomyelin phosphodiesterase activity. Gene Ontology annotation, cellular component: lysosome. NCBI's taxonomy places the organism in Eukaryota, Metazoa, Arthropoda, Insecta, Diptera, Culicidae.
CGAUGUAAGGGGGCUCGUUCGAGGCGUGUUGUUUGUUGGGGUUUUUUUGUUUCUACUGGAACAUGAUAUAUUUGGCACUCAUUACUUUACACUCUUCGACCCUUGAUGCUUUACCGUGAUAGAGUUCGCGUCCAUCUAUCAGCGAAUGUACAUCGCGAAUCGUACAACACCUAGCGAUGACACUUGAAAAUGAAAGUUCACCGAUACCUCCAGCUGAGUUACUAAACAUUGGCCCCCAAGUGCCUCAAAACCCUCACAGAAGCUUGACAGUUGGAGGUGGUGGGGAAGAAGGGUUAGGAGAGCGAGUGACAGAAAAAGGUUGGGUCUGUUUUCGGGCACUAAUGGCCUAACGGUAUUGACGCGGGCAGGUGGCAAUCCCGCGCACACAACACAAUCGUACGUUGCUCGUUGAUAAUGGAGGAUAACGGACGCGACACGAAAUUGUGGAACAUGGGAAGAAAGCGACAGAAAGACACAAAAACAAAACGGAAAGAAAGGCAAGAGGGAAAGAAAAGCAAAACAAUCCCCCGAAAAUACGAUACAUUCCAGAACAGGUUUGAUAUAAAAACGGGUGCGAGCUACAGUGGAUGCAUGAGAGAAUUGCUCAGGUCAGUAGGUGUUGCUGGCCAUCGAGAACAGUCACGGGAGCUCACUCUAAUCGGCAGAAUGGGACGCGUAACGAUCGUUUCCUCGUUGGUGAUAGUGGCGGCAGUGAUCGGUUCGAUCACCAGCUACCAGGUGAAACCGGCCAACUACGCCAAACUGAUUGAGCAGCAGAAGAAGUUUGACGAGGCAUUCGAGAAAGAGUUCUACGUGGAACAUACGAAGUAUGUUGAGUCGGGUGAGCGAUCCGAGCGGCUUGAGGAGAUGUUUGAGCACAUGCGCCAUCAGCCCGACAUGUUCCGGAUGGAGAUGGAUGACCAUCCUCUACCGUACCUGACUGUGGAGUGUACGGCCUGCCGUGCAUUGGUUACUACUUACCUCACCUAUCGCCGUGUGCUUGGCUGGGAUCGUGAUCGUAUUGCAGCGCAGGCGGCUUCCACGUGUGAAACACUUAACAUUCUUACGCCAGCGAAUUGCUUGAAGAUCGUGAACAAGAACAUCGAUAUCUUGCUGUACAUCAUCGAUAACCGUCCAUCACUAACCGCACAAACGAUGUGUGGUAUUAUCUUCCAGUCGGGUACCUGCGUGCUGGAGGAUCCGGCCUUUCUGAACUGGUCGAUUAACGUAGCGGGUGGAGGUCGUCCAAUUACCGCGUCUAAGAACACCCCGAAUCGUGCUGCCAGUGACAUCAAGAUCAUUCACAUCACGGACGUGCACUACGAUCCGCACUAUCGUACCGGGUAUAAUGCCGUGUGUGGUGAGCCGUGCUGUUGUCGCGAGGGACAAGGUAUACCGACGAAUCCGGCGGACGGUGCCGGUGAGUGGGGUGACUACCGCGAUUGUGACUCUCCGUGGAAGGCGGUAGAAGACGCUGUACGUGCAGCCGCCCGUCAACAUCCGGAUGCGACGUACGUGUACUACACCGGGGACAUUAUCGAUCACGGUGUAUGGGAGACGACCGUCGCCGGCAACAUUGUCUCGAUGACGCGCACCUACCAACUGUUCCGGGACGUGUUUGGAUCGAAACCGGUCUAUAAUGUGCUCGGUAACCACGAGAAUAAUCCCACGAAUGUGUUCGCACCGAGCUACAUCGAUCGGACGGACUUUUCUGCCAGCUGGUUGUACGAUUUCUCCGCUGAUCAGUGGUCUACGUGGUUGCCAGCUGCUACGCAACAAACUAUCCGUCAGGGUGGUUACUACACUGCGUUGGUCCGCCCUGGGUUCCGUAUCAUCGGCAUGAACAACAACGAUGCGUACACCUUCAACUGGUGGAUUCUGUACGAUCCGGCGUACCUUCAGGCACAGCUCCAGUGGUUGCACGAUACGCUCCUGCAGGCGGAAGCUGCCGGUGAGAAGGUACACAUUCUGGCCCACAUUCCCAUCGGUGCUGGAACUAGCUAUCGGACCUGGGCUCGUCAGUAUCGCCGCAUUCUGGACCGGUUCUGGGACGUUAUCGAAGCUCACUUCCAUGGACAUACGCAUGCCGAUGAGUUCAAUGUGUUCUAUUCGCUGGCUAACCCACAGCAUGCUAUCAAUGUUGGAUUCAACGCUGGUGGUACUGUACCGUUUAGUAACUACAACCCCAACUACGUGGUGUACUACGUCAACCCGCAAACAUACCAAGUGACGGACUAUGAAUCGUGGUACUUUAGCCUGAGCGCAGCUAACCAGAACCCGAGCAGUGCCCCCAUCUGGAUGCAGCUGUACUCGUUCAGUCGGGACUUCCAGCUGUCGAACGUGAGCCCGGCAUCGCUCGAUGGGCUUGUCCGUCGGUUUGCCUCGAACCCGACCGAUCUCCACCGCUACUGGGAGAUGAAGGUGAAGCGUGGCGAUCCAUUCCUGGCUGCGGGCUGUUCCGGAGACUGUCUGCUGAACCAUCUGUGCCAGAUCGUCACCAAUGAGGCGAACGAUGACAGCAAGUGUAAUGCGCUUGCCGCCAUCUUCCGCAAUCUGGACGAUGAGCUGUUUAACGAGGAUAAAUAAUUGAUUGAAUAUUGAUUGCAAUGUUUUCCCUUAAAGUGGAAGUGGAUAAAUUUUACCCAGAAAUAGAAAGACUGUGCAUUUGCUAA